AUAGCAUACAAGUGCUCAAAGAUAAAUCACUCAUUACCACAGAUCCCUGGGGAUUCAUACGUAUGCAUAGGUUGCUAGUGGAUUUGGGCAGGUGUAUUGUUAGGGAAGAAUCACCUAAAGAGCCUAUAAAGUGGAGUAGGUUGUGGACACGCAAAGAUCUCCAUGAUGCUAUGUCAGAGAACGAGGCAACUCGAAACCUUGAGGCAAUAGUUAUUAAAUGGGACGAUGUUAUAGAUGAAACAAUCAAGGCGGAUGGUCUAUCAAAAAUUAAACACCUGAAAUUGCUUUCUGUUCGGUACGUGAACUUUUCGGGAAGUCUCAGUCAUCUUUCGAAUGAACUAGGAUAUCUUAUUUGGAAGAGAUAUCCGUUUGAGUGUUUGCCUCAAAGUUUUCAGCCACACAAACUAGUUGAGUUAAGCCUGUAUCAGAGCAGUAUUAAACGACUGUGGGAAGGCACAAAGCCGUUACCCAAUUUGAAGCGUUUGGAUCUCUCUUUUUGCGAAAGUUUAGUUGAGAUGCCAGAUGUAGCAGAGGCCCUAAAUCUUGAAGAGAUAAAUCUUGAAGGAUGCGUAAAGCUCCAAAAACUCAAUCCAUCGAUUGGGAGUCUGAGAGAGCUUGUUCAUUUGAAUUUGAGAGACUGCAAAAAAGUAGUAAUCUUAUCCAAUACUAUAUUGGGCCUGAGUUCUCUUAAAUAUCUGGAUGUCAGUGGUUGUUCAAUAAUAGGUAGUAAUUGUUUACUAGAUGAAACAAGGAACACAGAGCACUUGAUCAGCUGUUUGUCGCCCUCCUCUCUUUUCCCUUGUUUGCGUGAACUCGAUCUAAGCUUCUGUAACUUAGUUCAAAUUCCUGAUUACAUUGGAAAGUUACGUUGCUUAGAGAGGCUAAAUUUAGAGGGAAACAAUUUUGUUAAAUUGCCUAACAUCAAGGACCUUUUGAGACUGCGUUUUUUAAACCUACAGGAUUGCAAGCGAUUGAAAUACUUGCCUGAUCUCCCUUCACGAACUGUCUUGCCCUUAGAACCUUUCACGCUGUCGAGAUUCCCAUCUUCAAUACUUGAUUGGCCUGAUUUUUUGACUGAGAAAGAUACAGAUAUUAGAUUUGCAGGAUUAAUCAUUUUCGGCUGCCCAGAAUUAGUUGAGAUUGAACAGUGCACUACAAAGAGUUUUUCAUGGGCAAUUCAAAUUCUUGAGGCGAACUACCACCACGCGACCUACCACCAGACGACCUACCAAUGGCCAUUCCCAGAAAGUAUUAUACCUGGAAGUCAAAUACCGAGCUUGUUCAACAAUGAGUUUGUGAACGUGGACAUAGAAUACCUGGACAAAGAAAACAUAACCGUUGAUCCACCUCCCAUUCCGCAUGACAAUAAUUUUAUUGGUGUUUUGUGUUGCCUAAUAUUUCGUCUAGACAAUGAACAAAUUCCAAUGGAUUUUAGAAGAGAUCACAUGUGGUUACAUUAUGAAAAGGUUUCUGUGGACGAACGUGGUAUUAAACCUUUUAGUUUGUGUUGGACGUCGAUUAUCUCAUUGUUGGAUUACGACGAUUUUGUUACGGCGGAUGUGAAGAAAUUUCAGUAUCGCUGGGUAAAUGAACAAGACCUAAUUAACCUCAAAAUGAUGCAUUGUGCAAAUUUGACAGCUCGGAAGCGCAAGAUUUCUGUAAUUGAGGAAAACGGUUAGGUACCGUAUUUAAGUUGCAACCCAUCACAGUGAAGAAUUGAAGACUUUAUUGAACGUGGAAUGUGGAAGUAUGAUUUGCUACCAUCUAACCAGAGAGGCACAGUAGAAGCAGAAGUAGCACUGAGUCAUUUCAAAUUUUCCCUUGAAUAGGCACACAAUUUCUCUCUCUUCUCAGAUAUCGUAUUGUUUAUUGUAAAUCUACUCGUUUUAAAAUUAAAAG
Vigna umbellata (rice bean) is the source of this 1899-nucleotide messenger RNA. The record is from RefSeq and is a predicted model, not a curated record. NCBI's taxonomy places the organism in Eukaryota, Viridiplantae, Streptophyta, Magnoliopsida, Fabales, Fabaceae.